UACAAGUUUAAUUCACUCAAUUGCGAAGUUUGUGCUCCAGAAAUGGGACAAAUGCUGCAGUGCGACAUUAAGGCAAUCGAUCGAAAGCGCAACAUGCUCAACAUCAAUGCCAUUUUAAAUAAAACCGUUUCAGAGUUUGAGAUCGAUUUUAAAAUGGUUAAACGCGAAAUUGGCGGUUGGCAUCCGUUUUUGUACGAAAUGAGGGUAGAUGUUUGCCAAUUUUUCAAGAACCGCAGGAAGUUUUUCAUCCCCAAUCUUAUUUAUUCGUUUAUGAAGCCAUUUACGACUGUCAAUCACACCUGUCCGUACACGGCUGGCGCAGAGAUGGGACUUUUGGAUUACUCUCCUGACGAAGAUGGAGUUAUAUCAAAAUUUCCAGUUGAAUAUGGCCAAUAUGGCCUGCAAACAACAUGGUACAUGAAUAAAGUCCAAGCUUUAAAACUAAAUGGGUCUGUACUAUUUUUUAAAUGA
Molecule: messenger RNA, 471 nt
Organism: Drosophila takahashii
Lineage: Eukaryota; Metazoa; Arthropoda; Insecta; Diptera; Drosophilidae
Source: RefSeq, a predicted model, not a curated record